Molecule: messenger RNA, 2451 nt
Organism: Pestalotiopsis fici W106-1
Lineage: Eukaryota; Fungi; Ascomycota; Sordariomycetes; Amphisphaeriales; Sporocadaceae
Exons: 2
Coding region: 1-2451 (816 amino acids)
Source: RefSeq, a predicted model, not a curated record
AUGAAUGGAGGAAGCGACAACAAGAUGCCCAUCGAGCGCAGGGCUUCGAUGCGGACAUCCAUGAGGUUAUCUAUAUCACCUGGCGAAGAUGACGACUAUGACAUGCAAAUGAUGGGAAUUUCAGACGGAUUCCGUCCAACAAACAUGACACAGCCACCUCAACAGCCAUUACCAAAUCCGCCAAUUCCGUUGCAACCAACUCCAUCAACGAAGUCUGUACAGAAGCCCAGGCCCUCGAGUAUAGCAAAGCCGCCACAGCCUCGUGAAUCGUUCUCCUUACGGCACGAUGGUGGCAUGGGAUCCUUGGCCGACUCGGUGGUUGCCGGCUCAUCUAGUAAUGUAGCACAAACGGUUGCUAGAGCAGAGAGCCCUUACCAAGGACCCUCGGGACCGUCAUUUCCAUAUCAGAUGUAUACCCAGGAUGUGAGACCUCAGCGUACAAACAGUCUGGCGACCACGGUGACCGUACCGGCUACGGAGAGAUCGUACAAUGGCCCAAAUAACCCGACACAUCCGUAUCAAAUGUACCCACAGAACACGGCUGCAGCCUCGGACGUGCCGGAGGGAAGAGCAUCCCCGGUAAUUCCAGUCGGGUUUACAGGAGCAGUAGACAAUUAUCAAAGGAGACUCGGACCCGAAGGAGAGGAGGCUGGCGAUAUGAUUGGACCCGACGGACAUACAGAGCAACUACCGCCAUAUACCCGGUAUCCUGACGAGGCAUACCAGAGGAAAAUUGCUGGAAUCGGUGGAAUGCCAGCAAUGGAGCCAUCGGCUGGGGCCUCGUCGGCGUCGCAAGCAGCGCUGGCAGUGGGCUCGGCCUCGGUACCAACGUCAGCAGCAACUUCAGUAUCGUCUCCCUCGCCACGGUCAUCCGCUGGAACUACGGCCCUGCAGGCCAUCCCGGGAGCCGGAGGACUUGGAUUGGCAACUAGAAAUCCCGAAUUUGCUUCGACGGAUGAUCUAUCACUUCAGGCUGGACAUUCACCACAAUCGCGGCAAUCCCUCAGGAGUUUCACCAGCGAAGGCGACAACCCUCAAAUCAACACCGCGGCCCAGACGGUAUUGAGCGAAAAGAAACCGGCCAAGAAGUGGCAAAUCAUUGCCAGGCGAAAGGUGUGGGGUGUGGUGCCAUGCUGGGCUCUCACAAUCACGCUCAUAAUCAUUGUAAUGUUGGCAAUUGUAUUGGGAACGGUAUUGGGCAUCUUCUUCAACAAACCGAAGAAGCCGCCGCCGCCCAGCGAUAGUUCGUCCGCUACCAUGACUUACGAUGCGUCACCGUUAUCUACGGUGCCUGCUGAUCUAGCAGCUUUGCCCAGCGGCGAGUUCGCUUUGCCAUUGAUGCUCACACGAUCACCAACAACUUGUUUCAAUGAUAGUACACAAGCACAAGCUUGGAAUUGCAAUCAGGUUUUUGCACAACUGAGCCUGCAUAUCGACAAGCUCUCCGAGACUCCUAGCACUUCGCAAUACUCCAUGAGUCUCCACUAUAAUGAGUCGUUCACAAUCGAGAGCGACGAGUACUCUUAUGGCAUGCAGCCUCCCAAAGUUAAUGACGUCACAAUGCUAUUGGUCACAGAUGUCAAUGAGCCCACGCGUGGGCCAGCUUGGGCAUUCGAGGUGGCAUACAACAAGACUGUGAUUAUUCCUGAAGGUUUAUUCCCGGGCUCUUCCUCAAGUUCCAGUUCCAAGAGAGGCAGUCCUCCACCUCCGCCGCCUGGAGGUGGAGGUGGAGGCUUUCCCGGUGGAGAUUUCAAGCGAAAGGGGUUGGCUCAGUCGGGCGACAAGCCAUGGAUAUGCUCAUGGGAUGGUACAAUCCUCGAGGUUUUUGUCUACCCAAAUCAAAACAACAGCCAACCGUCUCUGGUAUUUCCGGAUUCGGGUCCCUCUUUUACUGGCGGUACAACCACUGCUACAGUAACCAGCACCGCUUCGUCCAGCACUGCUACGUCAAUCAGCACAGAUGACGACGAUAGCGAAUCCGCUGACUACAGAAAUCAAUACACGUCGCAUCAUCGGAGACAAGCUUCAGCGAGCCCGUCUGCAACCACGACAACAUCAACGAGCGCGACAAGCACUAUUUCGUCGUCUGGUGUUUUUGACACAUCGGUGCCUAGCCCCAGCGAUUUCCAGGUUCCCUUCUUUCCCCGAGUUGUCAAGAUGGAAGAGCGGCGGCUCGCUGGCAGCCCAUCGGUUCAGCCAUAUUGUCGCCAGUAUCAAAUCAACAGCAAUGGUCCGGCUACCCCACUCACAGACUCAAAUGGUCAUCCAAUCGAAGUCAAGAUUGUGGAGAUCGAGCCUGACGAGGAUGAGUCCUCCCACGAGCGAAAGAGCUCUCGGAGAGAAAGGCUAGUGCAGAGAAAGGUAAUUGACGACUAUCUCAACAACGGCGUCAAGCCUCGCGACUCGGACAGCGACAUGAGCAAUUGCGGUUGCAUGUGGUGGGCCACGUAG